Xyrichtys novacula (pearly razorfish) is the source of this 7466-nucleotide messenger RNA. Lineage: Eukaryota; Metazoa; Chordata; Actinopteri; Labriformes; Labridae. The record is from the annotation of a GenBank genome assembly.
UGACUCCUUCGGGUGCUGUGGAGGAGGUGCUCCUGUCUUCAUCUCCCACCGUAGCUCAACUGGUUAUCUGGCAGCAGAGACCGGCUCUGCCACUUCGUGAGACCCUCCUGAAAGUGCGGCUCUCCAUCGACUCAGAUUCACAGGAGAGAGACCAAGAAGAAGUUGAAAAAGUUGAGAGAUCCUGCUCUGUUGAAAAAGGUAAGGUCACCUGCAGAGAUGUUUUGAUUUACACCUCUUAGAUCUGAAGGCAAAAAUGUGGAUUUGCAUGUUUGAAGACUUUAACUGGUAGUAUAAUGUGGCUGUGUCUCGCAUCUAUUCGUUUCCAUUCAGUCGUGCAGGAAAAGUUAAAACCAGCUGGCUCUUCGAGUUGUUGUCAGGAGAGUUGUGUCGUGUUGCUUCAAGAAAAAACAAGAAAUCAUUUUAAUCACUUGGUUUAACUUUGACUCAUCAAACUGAGUUUCAGAUUGGGAUACAGUUUUCAGAUUCAGCUCACAUUUUGAUAUUGCUCAUUCUUUUCUUUUCUUUUUUUUUAUCAAUAUUCCAUCAACAUUUUACAUAUAUAAAACAAAUUUCCAACUGUAUAUAAGUAUAUCUCCACCGCAGAGCAGAGACAUAGUUAAGUAAAGUUACAGCAGAAUAACUAACGUACAAUGAAACACGUUUCACACCUCUCUUGCAUUGUCUUUUUUCUCCUGUUGGAGGGUAAACAUAAUAAACAUACGAACAAGUUUGUAUUCUGAACCAAGUGGAUCAAUAAUCAACAAUACACAAUGUCUUUACUGCACAGAGUCUGCUCUCAAUCGAGACAAAAAAUCAGCCCAGUUUUCCCAGUCUAUAUAUAUUGAUUAUUACCUCUACCCAAUCCUGUAUUUUUCUGGUGAUGGCCUUUUUAGCCGCCAUCAACAACUCUUGACGUUGUUAUCUCUUCGUUCUCGUCUUCAAAUGUAAGUGGAAGCUGUACUUUCAAAAUGUUUUCCAUACUCUUCUUUAUCUCCUGCCAAGAAGGUAUAAAACCAGAGCAUCCCCAAAAAAUAUGAAAAUGAUUGGCCUUAUUCUCCCCACAUCGUCUCCAACAUUGUGCGUCUCGAGAUUUAUGUUGUUUUGGUGUAAUAAAGUAUCUUACAAUAUUCUUCCGACUAUAUUUUCAUGUUGUUUUCCACUGUACUUCAUUUACAUCCUCUGAUAACACCCUCCCUGCCUCUUUUUCCCAUUUUUACCUCCGCCAAGGAGGUUAUGUUUUCGGUAGCGUUGGUUUGUUUGUUUGUUUGUCUGUGAACAACUUUACGGAGAAAGUUACAGACGGAUUGACCUGAAAUUUUCACCAGAGGUGCGUCUCAGCCCCAGGAGGAUCCCAUUACAUUUUGGUGGUGAUCCGGAUCGCCUUCUGGAUCCAGGAAUUUUUUGAAGGAUUCUUUAUCAUUGUGAGAUAGGGCACAUUUGGGAAUUUUGGCAUUUAACUCUAUAAAAAUGUCCAGAGUCUUUAGUAAAAAAUGACACAAAAGGAUCUCAAUGAGUUUUAUGAGGUGUCAAAGGUUGAUCCUGAUCCAGACAAAAUUCUGGAUACUGUGAUCCAGAACACACAAAAAUAAGGGUGUCGUUGGAAUUUUCAAUGCUGAAAGAUAACCAAUGGGCGGCACAGUGGUGUAGUGGUUAGCACUGUCGCCUCACAGCAAGAAGGUCCUGGGUUUGAAUCCGGGUCAGGGCAUUUCUUGUUUUGGGAACAUUAUGAACAGUGAACAUACCAGUUUAAACACAAAUAAAAGUUAAUAAAAGACACGUAACAGUAAAUGUUUUGGUGUGAAUCACAAUAUAAGGGGGGACAUAAGCUGCUUGGCGGAGGUCUGCGCUCUCCGUGUGCUUUUCUAGUUCUUUUAUAUAUGUCGUAUUGUUGCCCUUUAAUCUUUCGACUUCUCUACAUCGUUUUGAGAUUGCUCCUUAUUUUCACGUAUCAUUCUACUACAAAGCCAUCCAGUUUCGUCGGUAUAUCACGCUCAUGCGGUUAUUGUUUUUGUUUUAGUCUUGACUGUUUCUGCACUCCAUGGAACUUGGCAUGGCCUGGCCCAUAACCCAGGUGGACUCUCAUCCUGGUGGAGAAGGGACCAUGAACAAAAACACCAUCGAAGACCACCACUACGAGGGCUCCCUGUUCCCCACCUCCACCCUCAUCCCCGUCACCGUCAUCUGCAUCCUCAUCUUCGUCAUCGGGGUGACGGGCAACACCAUGACCAUCCUCAUCAUCCAGCACUUCAAGGACAUGAAGACCACCACCAACCUCUACCUGUCCAGCAUGGCGGUGUCUGACCUCAUCAUCUUCCUCUGCUUGCCCUUUGACCUCUACCGCCUAUGGAAGUACGUUCCCUGGCUGUUCGGGGAGGCGGUGUGUCGCUUCUAUCACUACAUCUUCGAAGGCUGUACCUCGGCAACCAUCCUCCACAUCACGGCCUUGAGCAUCGAACGCUACCUGGCCAUCAGCUUCCCCCUCAGAAGUAAGGUGCUGUUGACCAGGAGCAGGGUCCAGUACAUCAUCAUCGCCCUGUGGGGCUUCGCUCUGGUCUCUGCGGCUCCCACGCUCUUCCUGGUUGGAGUAGAGUACGACAACGACACGCACCCGGACUACAAUUCGGGGCAGUGCAAACACACCAGCCAAGCGAUCAGCUCCGGACAGCUGCACAUCAUGCUGUGGGUGUCCACCACCUACUUCUUCUGCCCCAUGCUCUGCCUCAUCUUCCUCUACGGAUCCAUCGGGUGCAAGUUGUGGAAAAGCAAAAACGAUCUGCAAGGCUCCUGCGCUCUGGCCAGGGAGAGAUCCCACAGACAAACCGUGAAGAUUCUGGGUGAGCGGCUUGUUUGUGUUUUUAUUACAAAACAGUCAAAAACUGAUGAGCAGGUCUACUAAAAAAAGUGCAAAUUUUAAUCGUUGUGUUUUCCCAAAGAGUAGAACUAUUUUCAAGGCAAGGCUAGUUUGUUAGUAUAGCAUCAUUCACACACAAGGCAAUAGACCUUUUUCACAGUACGCUCGGGACUCGUUUUUUUGAAAGGUAAUGUAAAUUUUUAUGCUUUGUGCUGUUUAACUAACUCCUGUUCUUCAUAAUACUGUCCGGAUUUUGUACUUUACUUUCACGAGCUUGUUAAUAUAAAAGUCGUGAGCUUGUUAAUAUCGUGAAAAACGAAUGACCGUCUAUGGGCGAUGCUAAGUGGCUCCACCACACGCUAACACCGGAAGUGAGCAGAAUGUUCACUUCCGCGUACUGUGAAAAAGGACUAUUCAAAGUGCUUUACAGAUGCAAGGAAAUACAAAAAAAAAUUAAAAAGGAGAGAUUAAAACAAUUUAAAAUAAAAAAGACAAAGAUAAUUUUUUUUCAUCUGUUCAAUGUUUGCCCUAAACAUCAUGAAAACCAUCGAUUUCCAGAAAAACAAAAUAAGUCACAAGCUUUAGGAUCUGGGGCUCCCCAGGUGGUAAUUAGUUUUCUCUUCGUCUGACGGUUUUAGUUGUACUAGUUUGUUUUGGUUUUUUUUGCCUAUCUUGGACGAUGUUUGCUUUCUUUUUGUCUAUCUCGGACAGUUUUAGUUGUACUCAUUUUCUCUUGGUCUAUCUUGGAUGGUAUUCGUUUUCUCUUUGUCUAUCUCGCACAAUCUCAGUUUUUUCUUCAUCUGUCUUGGACGGUUUUAGCUGUACUUGUUUUCUCUUCGUCUUUCUUGGACGGUUAAAGUUGUACUUUUUCUCUUCGUCUAUCUCAGAUGGUAUUAGUUUUUUCUUCAUCUAUCUCGGAAGAUAUUAAUUUUCUCUGUCUAUCUUGGACAAUAUUGGUUUUCUCUACGUCUAUCUCGGACGGUAUUCGUUGUACUGGUUUUCUCUUUGUCUAUCUCGGCCGAUGUUAGUUUUCUCUUUGUCUAUUUUAGACGGUUUUAGUUUUCUCUUUGUCUAUCUCAGACAAUCUUAGUUUUUUCUUUGUCUGUCUCGAACAGUUUCAGCUGUACUUGUUUUCUCUUUUUCUAUCUCAGAUGGUUAUAAUUGUACUUUUUCUCUUCGUCCGUCUUAGACGCUAUUAGUUUUUUCUUCGUCUAUCUCUGACGGUGUUAUUUUUCUCUUCAUCUAUCUCGGAAGCUAUUUGUUUUCUCUUUGUCUAUCUUUGAUGGUAUUCAUUUUCUCUUCGUCUAUCUCGAACAGUAUUCGUCUCUCUCUUCGUCUAUCUCAGACGGUAUUUGUUUUCCCUUCAUCUACCUCGGCAAUAUUAGUUGGACUAGUUUUUUUUUUUUGUCUAUCUUGGACGAUAUUACUUCUCUCUUCAUCUGUCUCAGACGGUAUUAGUUUUUCUUUGUCUAUCUCAGAUGCUACUAGUUGUACUAGUUUUCUAAUUGUCUAUCUUGGAUGGUAUUUGUUUUCUCUUUGUCUAUCUCAGACGGUAUCAAGAAUGAUGCGCUCUGUUUCCACUUUCUUUCUGUUUUCAACCAUAAAUGAUAAUGGUUGAAUAUUUACAGACAGGAGUGGUAAUCAUUAGAUAUCUCUGAGUUUUAAAUGUCCAGAUUUUGGCUUUUUUCUGUGUUAGCUUUUCUAGUUUCAGAUAUAUUUAAAAAACUGAUUCAUGCUCCAUUAAAAUACUUCACCCUCUCUCUUAAGUCCAGCUGCCUUCUUUCUUGUUUUCUUGUUUUCAAAGAGAAAGCUGGUGCGCUGGUGUUGAUAUCUUUUUUUUGUUUGUUUCGUCUGAGCCCAAUCACGUCAUGCCUCUGCUCAUUCUGAUUGGUUUAUUUUGCAGCUCUGGAGCAGUUUGCAGGAAACCCAGUUUUACAGUAAAAGACCAUGCAUGUCCAAUCUCUCUAUUAACCAAAUAUUUAAUCAUGGAGCACCCAUUAGGAUACUAGAACCGUUCAUUAGCUGAACACACAUUGCACAGAGCUCAUGUUGUCAGACUUGCAUCCAUAUUUGUUGAAUCCCAAAUUGGAUUGUCAUUGUCAUCGCCAUAAAUCAGACCUAAUGGAAAUUUGCAUGCUUCCAGAGUCCUUUUUAAUCUCCUCCUGUCACACGCGCACGUCUCACAACUCUCUCAAUGAUUGCUGUUCUCCUUCUCGACACAAUCCGUUCUGUGAAUCACCGUCCACUCUCCGUAGGUGUUCAAUUUAAAGCUAACUGUUAUGUGUCCCAGCAGCACCUUUCUUUUAAUUACUACAUUGACAUUUAUAACCCUUACUGAAUCACUGCCUCCAUCAGACGAGCUGAUGGUGUUUGUAUCUGUAGGGGCUUCUUAAUCAAUAUCAGUGACUCAGUGAUUACCUCAGCGGGCACCAGAUAUUCACUGUAUUAAUAAGGAAAAUUAAAGCUUUCUCUUUCUUCUGAUCAAUAUUUUUUUUUCUCUACACCUUUUCCUGCUGCAUAUACGCUCUCAUUAGCUCAUCUACCUGCCUGCCAUGAAAGUGUAAUUUUACUGUCGGAGCCAAUUACAGGCCACCGCCACAAGAGAGGUAGAGUGAGCGAGAGUAAGUGUGUGUGUGUGUGUGUGUGUGUGUUUGUGCGUGGGCUUAAAGAGAAGUUCGGUGGUCAUGAAUCGCUGCUGGUCAUUAAUAAAUGUCAAAUGUGACCUCAGACCAUAGAUCACGGGUUUCUUAAAGAGCCUGGAAUACAACAUUAUAAUCAGUCUCUCAUUGCCAAAGAGCCCCAGCAUGAAUAAGGUGUUAUCCAGCAGCCUGUGUGUAUGGAUUAAACAGGUUAUUUCCCCGGUGAGAUUUUUCAUAUAUGCGCAUUGAUCGUCACGCCGGGUUGAACAGAGAGGUGCAGUAAUUAGUUUAAAACGAACGCCUGGAGAGAACAAUACACUAAAUAAGGUCGCUUCAGAUCUAGUCCUCGUUAAUCUGGUUUUCAUAGCAGCAAAAUUAAUCCAUGAUGGAGAAUUUGAUUUAAUUUACAAAAAGUAAAAUAUUAAACUUUUGUAUGGAGGUUUUGAGUUUGUGUCGCAUGGACUUAAGGAGUUAGAGGUGCUUAAAAAACACUUAAUCCGAUAAAAACUCAAAAUUUAGUACGUGCGACUCUGUGAUUCUGCCGCCCACAUGGUCGUGUCCUCUUUUUGGGGAUUCAGAAUAUGGUCACCCUACUUAAACUCCUUCCUUUACAUUCUUAAAUUCAGCUCACAAUCAGUCAUCAGCCCAUGCUCCAUCUGUUUACAUGAGGAAGGUGAUUUAUGUCCUAUACUGCAGCCAGUCAGUAGGGGGAGCUCUACUGAUCUUGGCUUCACAGUCAGUUGAAACUUAUUACAUCCACAUUAAAAAAACAGUCUUUGGUUGAAUUCAUCAAAAGUAUGUAAAAACAAAAUAGAAGUGUGUCCAACAAAAGAGGGUUAGGGCCACAAGAAGAGAAAAAAAAUAAUUACAGGAGGGAGAUUUUUUAGUCGAUUUUAAUCUUGAAAUUUCAACUUUAAUCUAAAAUUUAAAUUUUUUGGUCUCCUAAUUUCGACAUUAUUCAUGAUGUUUCAACAUCUUGUAAUCUCAAAAUUUCGUCUUAAUCUCAAAAUAUUCAAUCUCAAAAUUUUGACUUCAUUGAUUAAUCUUGAAAUUUUGACUUAAAUCUCAAAAUUUUAUGUUUUUUGGUCUCCAAAUUAAGACAUUAUUCACAACAUUUCGACAUUUUGUAAUCUCCAAGUUUCGACUUUUAUCUCAAUAUUUUUGAUCACAAAAUUUCGACUUUAUUCAUGUCGACUUUUUUCUUGAAAUAUCGACUUUAAUCUCAAAUUUAAAAUUUUUUAAGUCUCCAAAUUUCGACUUUAGUCACGACAUUUCGACGUUUAGUAAUCUCCAAAUUUCUCAAUAUCUUUAAUUGUGAAAUUUCGACUUUAAUCAUGUCCACUUAAACCUCAAAAUUUCGCCUUUUUUCCCAAAUUUCGCCUUUUUUAGUCUCCAAAUUUCUUCAUUAUUCACAACAUUUCAACAUUUUUAAUCACGAAAUUUCAACUAACCUUGAAAUAUUUAACCUCAAAAUUUCAGCUUUAUUCAUGUCGAUUUUAAUCUUGAAAUUUCGACUUUAAUCUCCUUCCUGUAAUAUUUUUUUCUCUUCGUGUGGCCCUAAUCCUCUUUCAGAGCGUCAGGUUGUGUCUUUGAAUAAGUGUUAUUUUUUGAACCUCAUUUUUUGGAACUGAACCUCAUCUCUUCCUCCUCCUCUGAUUGCUCCUUCAGUAGUCGUGGUGCUCGCCUUCAUCAUCUGCUGGCUGCCCUAUCACAUUGGCAGGAACCUCUUUGCGCAGGUGGACGACUACAACACGGCCAUGCUGAGUCAGAACUUCAACAUGGCCUCCAUGGUGCUCUGCUACCUCAGCGCCUCCAUCAACCCCGUCGUCUACAACCUCAUGUCUCGGAAGUACCGGGCCGCAGCCAAACGCCUCUUCCUGCUGCACCAGCGACCCAGACAAGCCCACCGAGGCCACAGACAGCUCACUGAGCUCAGCCACAUCUCCACUCUGAAUGAAAGCCUGACGGAGGUCUGA